AUGAGCAGCUCCACAGGUCCGACCGGCGCGGCCCCGCCGCCUCCCGGGGAGACGCCCAACUUCGACAACCCGCGAGACGCCGGGCACAUGGUGCACUUGGUAUACAUGAGCCUCAUUCAGGCCAUUGUGGUGGUCUUCUUCGCCGUACGCGUCUACGUCAAGCUGUCGGUGAAUGGAAAAUUUCGGUUAGAAGAUUUGUACACAGAGCUCCAUUACGGUGAAGGAUUCCACUUCUGGGAGAUCACUGCGACCAACUACGCGGGGCUCCAAAAGUGGAUGUAUAUCAGCUCCCUGUUGUACUCGCCCGCAGCCUUCUUCACCAAGACGGCCCUGUUGCUCCUCACCGUGCGUGUCUUCUCCGUCGACACAGUAGUCGCCCGAACGCUCCACGGUCUUUUGGCCUUUUUUCUUCUCUGCUACGUCCCGGCGGAAAUCGCCAAGGCCGCCGUGUGCAUCCCCGUGCAGGCGUUUUGGGAUCCGUCAAUAUCCAACUUCAAAUGCAUCGAUCAGACGAAACUCUUCAUGUACGAUACCUCGAUCUCGAUAUUAUCCGAUUUGGUCAUCUUGGGGGUUCCCAUCGUUUUGGCGUGGAAGCUGAGGGUUUCGACGGCCAAGAAGGUCAAGAUCGUCGCCCUUUUGGGGACGGGUGGUUUGGGCGUUGCGGUGACAGUCUACAGGAUGUUCCUGGUGGUCAGAUUCGAGGACACCAAGGACCCGACCGUUGACUUUGUGCCGGUUGACUGGACGGUGACGGGAGAGCUCGCCAUCGGUAUGCGCCAGAGGAGGAUCUUCAAACAAUUCUCAGGUGCCGCCAUCAUGGUGGAAGGAAACCCCGAAAAAGUGUAUCAAUUCCCUGUCAUCCUGGGGCGUGGGCCGCGCGUUCAGGGCGUCGACUGUGAAGAGAACGAGGUUGCGAAGUGUUGA
Molecule: messenger RNA, 924 nt
Organism: Colletotrichum spaethianum
Lineage: Eukaryota; Fungi; Ascomycota; Sordariomycetes; Glomerellales; Glomerellaceae
Exons: 5
Coding region: 1-924 (307 amino acids)
Source: RefSeq, a predicted model, not a curated record